AUGCUGUUCCAAAAUAUCCUCUUCGCUGCUUCCAUCGGCCUCGCUGCCGCAGCCUCUCAAGCUACAGGCCAAGAAUGUGGCAAGAAAAUUGCACCUUGCCCCAAUGACUCCGUCUGCAAGCCUACCCUCGCCAAUUGCAAAAACCUCAACAAGUGCCCCGGAACGUGCUACUUCAAGAACGAGUACCAAUCAUGCGGUGGCUUCCGCUCCAAGCCUCCACCACCAUGCAAGAAGAACACAUCUUGUGCGAACGACCCUCGAACACCUGGUGACUGCGGUAUGGCUUGUGACAAGCCUGGUAUUUGUGUACCCAAGAAGCCACAGAGUUGCGGUGGAUUCACGGGUAAGAAAUGCCCUAAGGGCCUGUACUGUUAUGACGAUCCUAAGGACAAAUGUGAUCCUAAGAAGGGUGGAGCUGAUUGUUCUGGAAUUUGUCUGUGA
This is a messenger RNA of Fusarium venenatum, 441 nucleotides long. RefSeq lists its product as uncharacterized. The record is from RefSeq and is a predicted model, not a curated record. NCBI's taxonomy places the organism in Eukaryota, Fungi, Ascomycota, Sordariomycetes, Hypocreales, Nectriaceae.